Juglans microcarpa x Juglans regia is the source of this 912-nucleotide messenger RNA. RefSeq lists its product as uncharacterized. NCBI's taxonomy places the organism in Eukaryota, Viridiplantae, Streptophyta, Magnoliopsida, Fagales, Juglandaceae. The transcript is spliced from 3 exons. The record is from RefSeq and is a predicted model, not a curated record. Gene Ontology annotation, molecular function: zinc ion binding; nucleic acid binding. The coding region runs from base 1 to 912 and encodes 303 amino acids.
AUGUCUACAGAUGGGAAAUUUCCAAGAUUAGUUAAUGUGACUUCGAUAGCAGAGGCAGAGCAACGAAGACUAAUAUCAAAGGUUCAAGCAGAUAGGAAAAGGGGAUUUCCUUACUCGUCAGGAAGUAAUAUGGGGAAGCGAAAGGCCCCGGUAACCCCAAGCAAAGGAAAGGGCAUGGUUGUUGGGAAGGCAGCACCCAUUACUCCACCACCUUGUCGCCAAUGCGGGAAGAGGCACAGUGGAGAAUGUCGAAGGGCCUCAGGAGCGUGUUUUAGAUGUGGUCAAACCAGCCAUAUCAUCCAGGAUUGUUCACAGAUUACAACUGGAGGAGUGUCGACGCCAAACGCUAAACCCAAGACUGCAGCAAAGGCCAAGGUUUAUGCUAUUACGCCAGGAGAAGCAGACCUAGAAGCUGAUGAGACGGCAAACGCAGGAGUGAUUACUGGUAAAGUUAGACUGAAGCAAUACGUGGUAUGUGCUUUGUUUCAUUCUGGAGCGUCGAGGUCUUUUAUCUCUAAUAGAUGUGUACGACGAUGUGAGCUCAAGGUUGAGCUAAUGUCUCGAAAGGUUUUAGUGGCUAUUCCCGACGGGAAGCAUUAUGCCGAGAAAGACUGUCAGAGGUGCGAGGUAGUGUUUAACUUACCUGCAUGCGAAAGGAUUUGCUAUAUGGGUGAAUUUGGUCGGCUUGAUCUGUUUACAGUAAUGGCUGAACAAGUUAAGAAGAGUUUGGUGAUCGGGGAUGAAGUCAAUCUAGUAAUGAUAAGGGACAUAAAGGAAGGACUUGAAGGAAUCCAAGGAAUCCCUAUGAUUGAGGAUUUUCCUAAGGAUUUCGCCGAUGAACUACCCGGAUUACCUCCAGAACGAGAGACAGAAUUUGUAAUUGAGCUUGAAUCGGCCACAGCUCCAAUAUAG